Molecule: messenger RNA, 1440 nt
Organism: Pygocentrus nattereri (red-bellied piranha)
Lineage: Eukaryota; Metazoa; Chordata; Actinopteri; Characiformes; Serrasalmidae
Gene: trir
Product: telomerase RNA component interacting RNase
Exons: 3
Coding region: 583-1035 (150 amino acids)
Molecular function (GO): 5'-3' exonuclease activity; 3'-5' exonuclease activity
Source: RefSeq, a predicted model, not a curated record
UUCACACCACCAGGCGGCGGCACGACGCACAGUAGCGCUUAACUCCGCCAUUGUUCACACAAACCGCAGAAGAAAAUCAAGAUGGUUGAUGGCCGACGAAGCGAAAACAAAAUAUAAGAUUUUUUUCUGGAAAUGUCGAUUUAGGUUGAGCUGCUGGAUGAGAUUUCGCCGUUUAAAACGUGUGUUUUGGUGGGAAAGCAGAACAGAUGACCCACUGAGUGACAUACGUCCUUCGUUGUUUUGCGGAGUAACUCGCUAAUUAGCCAGUCCGAUUUCUCGGCGCGGUCCGGUUGGAGCUUCUGUUACCAGCGGUUCUUACUUUUUGGAUUAGAAGAGAAAGCUCACUGAAAUUACUCCUUUUUUGUUUUAGUUAAUAUUAAACUUCUGCUCUCGUAACGUGAGAACAUUGAGCAUUUAGUCUGUUCGUUUGGGGCCGGUUGGUAAGCUAGCUUAGCUUGAGUAACGGGAGGUAGUUUGAACGAGCUGCCUGACCGAGCAGGUGACCCGAGAAGCGAGGGCUCCUGCUGUCAGCCUCAAAAGACUUUUCCUUUAAAAAAAGAAAGAAAAGCGGUUCCCGUCGACAUGGAGUCCAAGCAUGGUAGCAGCAAAAACCAGCCGAGCAGCAGCGGCAGCGACUCCAGCGGAGGGCCCGGAUCGCCCGCCAGCCCUGGAGCUCCCACCGGCGGUAACGCGUUCGCCAACGACGGCAGCUUCAUGGAGCUGUUCAAGAAGAAGAUGGAGGAGGAGCGGCGGAAAAGGGAGCUGCAGGAGGAAGGGAAGAGCGAAAAGAACAGUGCGGAGGCAGGACAGUCGUCUCAGGGAAAGAAGACGCUUAGCGUGACCAACUUUGUGGGCAAGCGGAGAGGCGGCGCCAAGUUGGCCCUCAAGACUGGCGUGGUUGCCAAAAAGCAGAAACUGGAUUCGGAGGCUGAGGCAGGUAAAGGAGAUGCAUGGUCAAAGUACAUGGCAGAGGUGAAAAAGUACAAAGCUCACCAGUGCGGAGAUGACGACAAAACCAGACCACUGGUCAAAUAGACUCUACUGAGCAGCAUCCCACAGGAGCAGCCACCGGACCUUCUCAAGACUGCCAGGCCAUUUGAACAUGCAGCUGACGAAAAGUCAUACGGUGUACUUUGUGAUUUGGUCAAGGGUUAUUGUUUUCAUUUUUUUUCUCCUUUUUGUUUUUCCUCAUAUUUUGAUUAUAGGUUUCCAAUUUUAGCGUGUAUGCAGUCUGUGCCAGCUGCAGUUACGUACAGUGAUUCAGAUGCCUUUUAAAAGUGUAAUUUGAGCAUUAUCAACAGUAAGAUCAUUUGUGGUGUUUGUUGUAUUUGCACUGACAUCACACCUUGCUAUUUUGUACUCCCCACCCCAUCCCACCCCACCGUGUCACCUGAAUUAAAAGAUAAAAGUAUUAAAAUGCUGAGUGAUUAUGCCCUUUAA